Messenger RNA from Lithohypha guttulata, 1575 nucleotides. RefSeq lists its product as uncharacterized. The coding region runs from base 1 to 1575 and encodes 524 amino acids. Gene Ontology annotation, biological process: transmembrane transport. The transcript is spliced from 2 exons. Gene Ontology annotation, molecular function: transmembrane transporter activity. The record is from RefSeq and is a predicted model, not a curated record. Lineage: Eukaryota; Fungi; Ascomycota; Eurotiomycetes; Chaetothyriales; Trichomeriaceae. Gene Ontology annotation, cellular component: plasma membrane.
AUGAUAUCAGAGCAACCAGUAGACGAGGUUGAGGCCAAGAAAAUCAACCGAAACGACCCGAUGGUGAAGGGACCUGACCCAUCAAUACUGCAGCGACCUUCCACAACAGACGACCGCCCGGACCUGUCCCGAAUAACCAGCCACCAAUCUCAUCACGACAUACAUGCAGUAGCUAGUCACGCCUCUUCGUAUGUCGAGGUUAAUGCUGCUCAGUAUGAACGGUUCAGUCUGAGGAAGAAAUAUACCAUCACCUUCGUGCUAUCAGUAUGUGGCUUCCUGGCUCCAGUCAGCUCAACAGCUGUACUGUCAGCCAUUCCUGAAGUCGCCGAGACAUACAAUACCACUGGCUCGAUCAUCAACUUGAGCAAUGCUUUAUACCUCGUCUUCAUGGGCUUAUCGCCUUGCUUUUGGGGUCCCUUGUCGCAGAUCUAUGGCAGGCGGUGGCAAUGUGUGGCAUCGGCGUCCUUGUUCACAGCCAUGAGUGUUGGAACUGCACUGGCUCCCAAUCUCACAGCUUACUACAUCUUCCGAAUGCUCACCGCCUUUCAAGGUACUUCAUUCUUAAUCAUAGGAACCAGUUGUAUUGGAGAUAUCUUCACACCGACUGAGCGUGGCACAGCUCUUUCGUGGUUCCUUGUUGGCACGCUGGUUGGUCCAUGUCUCGCACCGCUCUUGGGUGGUGCCAUCGUCACAUACGUGAGCUGGCGAGUAAUCUUCUGGAUGCAGACAGGUAUGGGUGCGCUAGCAACUGUCCUUGUCAUCUUCCUCCUGCCGGAGACGAUCCCCUCCAAAGGCAUUGAUGACCUCAAGGAUCUACCCAGAAGCAAACGAGUGGCACAUAUCGUCCACCUCAUCAAUCCCAUUCGUGUAUCGGCUCUGCUUGUUUCCUAUCCUAACCUCCUAAUCGCGGGUCUGGCAUCGUCAAGCUUAGUCUGGAACAUGUACUCGUUACUUACACCAAUUCGGUACGUUCUGAAUCCACGCUUUCACCUGACUACACCUAUGCAGUCAGGUCUCUUCUUUGUUGCGCCAGGUUGUGGCUACCUACUCGGAACGUUCUUUGGAGGCCGUGCUAGUGACUGGGUUGUGAAACGCUACAUCGCCAAGCGCAACCAUCGAGUCUCCGAGGACCGACUUCGAACAGCCUUACCAUUCCUCGGUGUCGUUAUUCCUGCCUGUAUGCUGAUUUAUGGCUGGUCGGUCGAAAAAGCUGUUGGUGGUAUCCCUCUACCAGUUAUUGCCAUGUUUGUGCAAGGUGUGGCGCAAUUGAUGUGCUUUCCUAGUCUCAAUACGUACUGUGUGGACGUCAUGCAAAGCCGAGGUCUGGGCUCUGUUGUUGUUGCUGGUAAUUACCAGAUACGAUAUGUCUUCGCUGCUGUUGGUUCAGCAGUCUGUCUGCCAGCGAUCGAGAAAAUUGGUGUGGGGUGGUUCAGUACUAUUUCGGCGGCGUUCAUGUCAGCAAGUGCGGUCGCAUUGUGGUUCGUAUGUUUGUACGGACAGCAAUGGAGGCAUGAGGUGGAUGCGAAGAAGGCAAGGAGGAAAGCGCUCAGGAAUGCAGAGGAGAGCAAGGCAUAA